Molecule: messenger RNA, 6624 nt
Organism: Acytostelium subglobosum LB1
Lineage: Eukaryota; Evosea; Eumycetozoa; Acytosteliales; Acytosteliaceae
Exons: 3
Coding region: 1-6624 (2207 amino acids)
Biological process (GO): vesicle transport along actin filament; actin filament organization
Cellular component (GO): myosin complex; actin cytoskeleton; vesicle
Molecular function (GO): ATP binding; microfilament motor activity; actin filament binding
Source: RefSeq, a predicted model, not a curated record
AUGACAAGCACUCCUUCAAAUGGCAAUCACAGCAGCAGCAGCAGCAGCAAUGUGUUUGUUGAGGGCACUGCAGUAUGGGUACCGGAUGCUCAGUUGGAAUGGGUCGCAGCAGAUGUGAUGUCAGUGUCGGAGAAUGAACUGAGCGUCAUGGUACGAAUAAGGGAUGAUGAUAGAGAGUUGUCAUUCCAUCGCGAUAAAGUAUUCUUGCAGAAUCCCGAGAUACUUGAGGGCAUCGAUGAUUUGGCUGGCCUGUCUCAUCUGCACGAAGCGGCCAUCCUGCACAACCUGCAUCAUCGAUACAACAUCAAUACGAUCUACACAUACAUUGGUAAGAUCCUCAUUGCCAUCAACCCAUAUACAUCACUGCCGCUGUACGGACGCGAGAUGAUCUCUGCCUACUAUGGCAAACAGCUGGGCGCGCUCGAGCCGCACGUCUACGCCGUGGCCGAGGACGCCUUCAAGGACAUGCGUUACGACGGCUCUAGUCAAUCGAUUCUGGUCAGUGGCGAAUCUGGUGCCGGCAAGACCGAGACCACCAAGUUCCUGCUUCAAUACUUUGCUGCCAUGGGCAACAUGAUCAAGACCAGUGGCAGUGCCUCCAACCUUGCCGACACUCUUCGCAAGUCCACCACAGACAAAUCAAUCGAGGAGCGUGUUCUCGAGAGCACUCCCCUGCUCGAAGCAUUUGGAAAUGCCAAGACACUUCGCAAUGAUAACUCUUCUCGAUUCGGCAAGUUCAUAGAGAUACACUUUAACGACUCUGGCUCCAUCAUUGGUGCCAAGAUCCUCACCUACCUCUUGGAGAAGUCUAGACUGGUCAGACAGGUCUUCAAUGAGAGGAACUACCACAUCUUCUAUCAGUUACUUGUUGGAGCCUCAGACGAGAUGAGAGAAAGACUAUUCCUUGGUAGUCCACAGGACUAUCACUAUCUUAACCAAAGCCAAUGCUUUGAGAUUGAAGGCGUUGACGACGAUGCAACAUUUUUGAAGACCUGCCAUGCAAUGUCAGUGGCGGGCAUAUCGAUGCAGGAGCAAGAGAACGUAUUCAAGAUCAUCAGUAUAGUUUUACAUCUUGGAAACAUCGAGUUUGUCGAUCAGGGCGAUGACAGCAGCAGCAUUGGACAGGAUGAGCCGCUUGAGAAGGCAGCCACACUCAUUGGCUGUCCAAAGGAGGAGCUGGCCAAGACAUUCCUGACGCGCAAGGUCGUCACGGGCAAGGAGUCAUUCGUCGCCACCAACACAAAGGAGCGUGCAGAGAAUGCCCGAGACUCGUUGGCCAUGCUGUUAUAUGGCCUGAUGUUUGAGUGGCUCGUGGUCAAGAUCAACUCGUCCAUGUCGGUGCAGCAGAAGUCCAAAUCCUUCAUUGGCAUUCUGGACAUCUACGGCUUUGAGUCGUUCGAAGUCAAUGGCUUUGAGCAGUUCUGCAUCAACUAUGCCAACGAGAAGCUGCAACAGGUGUUCAAUCAGCAUGUGUUCAAGGAGGAGCAGCAAGAGUACAUCAAGGAGAAGAUCGACUGGUCUUACAUCGACUUUAAUGACAAUCAGGACACGCUGGACCUCAUCGAGAAGCGUCCAAUGUGUAUCCUCUCACUGCUGGACGAGGAGUCCAUGUUCCCCAAGGCCACACCACAGACCUUUGCCACAAAGCUCUACUCCAAGCUGGCGUCACAUGUCAAGUUUGAGAAGCCUCGUUUCUCCCAUACAGCCUUCACUGUGCAGCAUUACGCCGGUAAGGUCACCUACGAGACUGACCAGUUCCUGGACAAGAACAAGGACUUUAUCAUUCCAGAGCAGAUCGCCGUACUCCAAAAGGCCUCGUUCGCCUUCAUCAAGACAGUGCUGGGAGGCAGUGAGCGAUUGGGCGCCGGCGGCCCACAACCAUCCAACAAGCAAGCGUCAGCAUCAGCAUCAUCCUCAAUGAAAUUCUCCUCCGUUGGCUCACAGUUCUCUGCGUCACUGGCAACAUUGAUGAAGACGAUCGGCACGACCACUCCACAUUACAUCAGGUGCAUCAAGCCCAACCCCGACAAGCAGCCACAGAACUUCAACAAGCACGACGUCAUCCACCAGCUGCGUUGCGGUGGUGUCAUGGAGUCGGUAAGGAUCUGUUGUGCUGGCUUCCCCACACGUCGUCCUCUUGGCGAGUUCUACGCGCGCUACAAGCUGCUCUACACCAAGUCACAGACGAAGCGCGGUGCCGCCAAGGAUCCACGCACUCAGGUACAGACCAUGCUCGAGGGUAUCCAACUCUCGGAUGACAAGUACAAGCUGGGUAUCUCCAAGGUAUUCCUGCGUGCUGGUCAACUGGCUGCACUGGAGAACCAACGCAUGGGCAAGCUCAAUCACAGUGCCACAGUCAUCCAAUCAUUCUGGCGCGGUUAUCAUUGCCGCAAGCAGUACAGACUUCAAAGGUCCGCCGCCCUGGUCAUUCAAACGCGCAUCCGAGCACAGAUGGCCAAGAACAAGAUGCAGUUCAUGAGGAGGAUCAACGCAGCCACACUCAUACAGAAGGUGUUCCGCGGCUACAGGUGUCGCAACGCCUACAAGAAGAGGUUGAACAGUGCCAAGCUACUUCAAUGUGCCAUCAGGAAGUCAGUGGCCAAGUCUGUUAUGCAGGUGGAGAUGUUUGAGCACGCAGCUAUUCAGUUGCAGACUGUGAUCAGAGCCGCCACGGCCAAGAAGAAGCUGAAGAGCAACAUCCGUGGCAUCAUUCUCAUACAGGCAAAGUGGAGAGGAAAGAUGGCACGCAAGCUUUACAGCGAGAUGAGAGCAGAGGCGCGCUCACUGCGCUCCGUGCAAGAUGCCAAAAACAAGCUGCAGGAGAAGCUGGAGGAGAUACAAUGGCGACUCACCGCAGAGCAGCGUGGCAAGCAACAUCUGGAGGAGACCAAGCAACGACUGGAGGUCAAGCUCGAUGAGGCCACUGACGCCAAGGACCGUCUGGAGAUGCAGGUGUCAGACCUGCAGCAUCGAGCAACAAAGUUCGAAGCGGGUAACAAGGCUUUGGAGGCCGAGGUUGCCACGCUUGGCACGAACUUACAAGAGAAGACACAGCAACUGGAGCAAAUGACAUCGGACAAGAAGCGUCUAGACGUUGAGCGUUCAGAGUUGCUCACUCGCACACAAAACAAUCAGGUCCAGAUCGAACAGAUGAGCAGCGAGCUCAAACAGGAACAUGAGGACAAUGCUCGACUAUCAGAGGAGUUGCGCGUUCACAAGGCAGAGACAAGUGAUCGCAUCAAGUCACUCGAGUCACAGCUGGCGGCCAAGUCGCACGAGCUUGAGGUGUAUGCCCAGGAGCUCACCAGCACCAAGAAGAAGCUGGACCGCGUUGAGGAGAACAAUCUCACUCUCAACAGUCUCAAGGACACGCUGCAGAGCUCGUUCAAUCAGUUGGUUGAGGAGAAUGGCGACAUCAAGGAGCAAGUCGCCAAGUCGAAUGAGACCAAUGUGCGUCUGGAGACUGCCAGCAAGAUGCUCGAGACAGAGCUCGCCCGCCUGAAGGAACUUUCCGACCGCCUCGAGCGUCAGCUCGACGAGACGACCAAGAAGUACCAACAGGAGCAGAUGCAAUGGAAGAUGACCGAAGAGUCCACAAAGCUUCAGAUUAUCUCAUUGAACAGCAAUGCUGAGGACCUCAAGUCCAAGCUACAGCAGAAGGACACACAGAUGGGAGAGAUGUCGGAGAAGUUCAAGAAGAUCAAGAACAAGCUGGAGUCGGUGCAGGAGGACAAAAAAGCUACCACUGGCGACUAUGACAAGGUCAAGGCUAUCAAGCAGGCGCUCGAGGAGGAGAAGAACCAGCUCAACCAACAAAUCACAAUAAUCAAGCAAGAGAAGGACCAGUCAGUUUCCAACAAUCAGCAACUCAAGGAGAAGCUGUCUAACACCAAGAGCACCCUAGAAUCCACACUCAACGAGGCUAGCAGGCUGAGAAACGAUAUUGCCGCUAAGGAUGAGCAGGUCAGCAGGAUGAACACUGAGCUUCAAGAGCUCAGAGUAACCUCGCUAAGACAGGCCAAGGAGCUGGUGGAUGUGUCGUCCACACUGCAGAUCGAGAAGACCAAGGGAGAGAUUGCCAUCACACAGAACGAGCGACAGAUCGACAGUCUGAAAGCUGACGGCGACAGACUCCAACAGCAGCUAAAGCAAUCAGAGCGCGACCUGUCUAAUGCCCGCGAGACCACUGGCCGACUCGAGUUGGAGAUCAAGCAGCUGAACAAUCUAAAGGAGAGAUUCGAGAGCGAGUUCUUUGUGGCAAAGGAGAAGAGCACGACCACUGCACAGGAGUCACUCUAUCUCAAGGAGGUCACCUCGCAGAUGCAGCAGAGUCAGGACCGCCUGGAGAAAGAGUCGCUCGAGAGGAAGCAAAUGGUGGAGCGCUUGGAGGACGAGAAGGACCUGCUCAAGAAGCAGGUGGAGAAGUUGACCAUCCAGGGCGAUCAGACUGCCCUGCAGCUACAGACCACUCAGAUGCAGAUGGAAGCUGCCACCAAGAAGAGACAUGAGAACAAGGAGAAGGUAACCAAGCUGAGCGCACAGCUCGAGCAACUCAACACAGACCUUGCCCAACUCAAGAACAACAAUGCCACGCUUCAGUCCAGUCUGGCCGAGGCAGACAUGGAGCGAAAGAAGCUCAAGGACAAGAGCUCAAAGACCAAGCAACAGUACCAGGAGCUCAGGGAGACGAGUGUCAAGCAAGAGACCGAGCUGACAAUGACCAAGAGCAAGAUGGAGUGGGUCGAGAACUCGUAUGGCGAGCUCAAACAGAGGAACCAAGAUUUGUCCGAGCUGUACCAGAUGGCCAAGUCACAACAUGGUGGUCAGGCGACCGAAUGGGAGAGGAUCAAGGAGGCCAAGGACGAGGAGCUGCAACAACUGCGCAGUCAGGUACAGGUGCUCAAGGAUGGCCAGGCAUCGCAGGAGAAUGUGCAGAAGGAGAGGAGUGGGGAGUUGGAGAGCAAGCUGCUGAGCAUGCAAGAGGAGAUCCUUCGCAUGUCCACCGCCAACAAGCAGCUUGAGGAGCAAUCGUCAAGUCUUACGAGCCAGCUGCAGGAGCAGCGUGUCGAGAACCAGGGCCUCAAGCAACAGGCAUUCGAGUACAAGAAGAACAAUAGGAAGUCGAUUGAGGUGCAACAGUUCCUCGAGGAUACAAAGAGCAACCAACUCAAUGAGAUACAGACGUUGAAGAACACAAUCGAAGAGUUGCGACUGCAACAGGCCGCAUCAUCCGAGUGGCAGAUGGAGCGUGAGCGCAUGGCCAAACAGAUCGAGCAGUUGAUGCGAGAGCGUCAACAGACCGACAUGUCCAGACAACAGAUGGCCACUCGCUUCAGCGAAGCAUCUUUCAGACUGGGCUCACUGGGCCGUCUCGAGGAGAUAAUGGACCGCAAGGAGAACGACUGGGAGAAGCUCGCGCGAAGCGUGGGCAAUCAGGAGAAGCAGACCAGACUUCUGAGCGAUUACCUGCUGUCCUGCAAGCUGGAGCACUCGACGCUCGCCGGACAGAUGUGGUUCCACCAGAUCACCUAUUGGCAGGCAUUCGAGAUUGAGAGCUCCAAGAUCUUCAAGGGCAUCAUCAUGUCGAUCGCCAGCUUCUCACACACGCACUUUGAAGACAUUGAUCUGACCAGUUACCUGCUGGCCAGCAGCUCGUUGCUGCUCUAUGUCUUCCAGAGCAAGCUCCCCAAGGGCAGUGUGGCCAUCACCGCGAGCAUCCCAACGAUGGCCGAGUUGGAGGACAUUGAGACAUCACUGGACACAAUGCCAUCAAUGGCUGGCAAUCAGUUCAUCAUCCAUUUGCAACAGUCCAUUGGUAGAUCAUAUGGCUUGUUGUUCAGCAUCGUAACAACUCGUCUGCAAUCAAUCAUAGACUCUGUUAUCUUGAACGAGAACUAUAACAAGAAGACAGCGGCCAAUGGUGCGAGCAGCAAUUUGAACAGCAUCGAGAUGCUCACCAACUACCUGCAAUCAGUCAUUGGCGUGUUCCAGCCACGAAUGAUCCACUUUGAGCUGUCACAACAGUUCUUCAACCAAGUUUUCUCAUGGAUGUCCGCUGUGAUACUGAACGCCUUCUUCCUGCGCUCGGUGUUCUGCACGGAGCCAUUUGCCAAUCACACCAAGGCACGCAUCGACACGCUGCUGAGGUGGGCCAAUGAGACUGGCGACGUAUGGGUUGGCAACGUGGACAAGUCAUUCGACAUGAUCAAGGAGGUGAUUGCCGUGCUCACGAUCAAGGACAAGGAGAAGCUGGCCGAGGAGAAGGUGCGCAAGCAGACCUGUCCCAGUCUGAACCCCUACCAGCUGAGACAGGUGCUGGCGCACUACAAUCCCGGCGAGAAUGGCUUUGGCAAGAAGGUCACGGCCAAGACUAUCACAUUGAUCUGUCCACCAAGUCGUCCAUCUGCUCCAUACGUAGUGGAUGAGAAGAAGCUCAACUACAUACCAAUCAAAUCGUUGCAUUACUAUGAGGAUCAAGACAUCAAACAUAUCUCAUUGCCAGGUUCAAUCAAAUUCUCCAUUGAGAAUGAGAUCAAGACAAUCAUUGCACAAUGCAAUCAAGAACAACAACAGAGGCAACAACUUCAAUUACAACAGCAGCAGCAACAACAGCAACAACAAUAA